Molecule: messenger RNA, 3182 nt
Organism: Drosophila kikkawai
Lineage: Eukaryota; Metazoa; Arthropoda; Insecta; Diptera; Drosophilidae
Gene: Orc1
Product: origin recognition complex subunit 1
Biological process (GO): DNA replication initiation; mitotic DNA replication checkpoint signaling
Cellular component (GO): nuclear origin of replication recognition complex
Molecular function (GO): DNA replication origin binding; chromatin binding; ATP binding
Source: RefSeq, a predicted model, not a curated record
GCCAAAAACUGUAAACAGCGCGGCAAGCUGAUCAAAGAAGAGGAAGAGAGGCGAAGAUCUGGAGCAGAAACCCCAAUAAUAUAUGCUGACGUUGGCGACUUCUAUUUGAACAGAUAAGUAAAUUAGCUUCGCGAUGGUUAAUAAAGAGAACGCCCUCAGUGUGGGCCAGCAGGUGAAGUGGAUCGGCAGCCACGACGCGCUCCAAUCGGUGAAGAAUCUCAAGCACAGGAACGUCUACUUCUACCAGAAGUGCAUAUAUGGCCCACUGACUUUGACUGUGGGCGACUACAUACUGGUUUCCAAUGCGGACGCCGCCGAGCCGGACACUGUUAAUGGUUGCGACGUGGCCCGCAUCCUGCACAUGUACGAACUGCGCGAGGUGACCGAUCGCGAGCCCUACCGCGCCAUCGUCCAGUGGUACUCCCGUCCAGAGGCCAUACCGCACGUCCACUUCGACGACGACAACGUGUCCAUUGACUUUGGCUUGGAGGUGAUCGAGGAGCAUCGGCCGUACGACAACGACGUCGCCCUAGGCGCCAUCUAUCGCAAGUGUGUCGUCCUGGAGGGCACCUCGCGCCGCUCGGCGGAGGAGAUUCUUCAAAGCAAGUCGCAUAAGCUGAAGACCACGGCCUGCCCCAUGUUCGUGAGCCGGUACAAGUUCGUAAAGGUGAAGCGGAGCUAUCGCCUGAUUCCCCUGGAAAUCCACCUGGAGGAUCCGGAUGCAAAGCGCAAGUCCUUGGCUGCCCUGCACGAAACUAAACGUCCAUCAUCGGCCCGCAAGGAUGCUUCCGCGAAAGAAGAAGCCACCAUGCAAAAACGACGACGCGCCUCCAUGGCGGCGGCCACUUCGCUGGAGUUCGUCGAUGUCAGCUACUUCAACUGCGAGAAUAAGGUGUCGCCCAUCAAGAUCGUGGGCGGACGCAGUGUGGUUCGGCUGUCGGAGAAGAAGAAGAGCUCUGCCCAGGAGGAGAUCAAUGCCAACUAUCUGCCGGCAUCGCCGCUCACCGAGAAGAACGCCAAGGUGGAGACGCCCAAAUCUCGAGCCUCGGCCGCACGCCGCAACCUUAAUCUUAGCUUGGAUCGAGGAGCAGACAGCACAGCUGAUUCCGACUGCCUGAAUUACUCCAUUGUCCAGCAAACGCCCGAUCCGAAGACGCCCUCCAAUGACAUGAAGAUCAAGCUGCGCCUUUCGGAACGAAGGCGUUCAGUAAGGCUUGCCUCCAUAGACCACGAUCCGCUGGAGAUUGUGGACGAGACCAAAGAAACCCCCAGCUCACGCAAGCGUUUGGGCGUAACCACUGGCGAUAUUUACCACACACCCACCAAGAAGUCCAAGGAGCUAACCAUGGGCACUGACAUGACGCCCUCAACGCGUCGUAAGAGUAUCCUGAAGUCGGCCACCAGUCGACUGGCCGAGGGCACACCCAGACGCAGCAUUCAUCUCUCCAACAUUGUGGAGCAGCGCGUAUUCAAGGACGAUGACAUUAUAUCCACCCCGAAAAGGGGACGCCCGAAGAAGAGUGUCGAGGAUGAGGACGACGACUACACGCCAAAGAAGUCUGUACAGAAGACGCCAACGCGAUCGCGCCGCUUGAGCACCGCCACCAAACCAGCGACGACUCCCAGCAAAGGGACCACUGCAACCUCUGCAGCUGCCCCUAUGACGCCCUCGCAGAAGAUGAAGAAGAUCAGAGCCGGCGAGCUGAGUCCCAGCAUGCAGCAGCGCACAGAUCGUCCGGUCAAGGACUCCAGCAAAUCGCAACUGCAGUUGGCACGCGAGCAGCUGCACGUGUCCGUGGUGCCAAAGAGCUUACCCUGCCGGGAGCGGGAGUUCGAGAACAUUUACGCCUUCCUAGAGGGUAAGAUCCAGGAUCAGUGUGGCGGCUGUAUGUACGUGUCGGGAGUGCCGGGCACUGGCAAAACGGCCACAGUGACCGGAGUAAUCCGCACCCUGCAGCGUCUAUCCAAGCAAAACGAGCUGCCCGCCUUUGAGUUCCUGGAGAUCAACGGUAUGCGCUUGACAGAGCCGCGUCAGGCCUACGUCCAAAUUUACAAGCAGCUAACGGGCAAGACGGUUUCCUGGGAGCACGCCCACUCCCUGCUGGAGAAGCGCUUCACAACGCCGGCGCCACGAAGAGUUACCACUGUAUUGCUGGUCGAUGAGCUGGACAUUCUGUGCAAUCGGCGUCAGGAUGUGGUGUACAACCUGCUUGACUGGCCCACCAAGUCGGCGGCCAAGCUGGUGGUGGUCACCAUUGCCAACACCAUGGAUCUGCCAGAGCGCCUGCUGAUGGGCAAGGUCACCUCCCGACUGGGACUCACCCGACUCACCUUCCAGCCGUAUACACACAAACAGCUGCAGGAGAUUGUCACCGCUCGCCUGGGAGGCUCGGAGGCUUUCAAGGGCGAGGCUGUCCAGCUGGUGGCCCGCAAGGUGGCUGCUGUCUCUGGCGAUGCUCGCCGUGCCCUUGACAUUUGUCGCCGUGCCACGGAAAUCGCCGAUACAGCGUCGGUCAAGUGCGUGACGCUGCUGCAUGUGCAGCAGGCCCUGGCCGAGAUGAUAGCCAGUGCCAAGGUGCAGGCAAUCAAAAACUGCUCGCGACUGGAGCAGAUCUUCUUGCAGGCGGUAGCUGCGGAGGUCACACGCACUGGCGUCGAAGAGACCACCUUUAUGGGUGUCUAUACGCAGGUGGAGACAAUAGCUGCGUUUAUGGGUGUGACGUUGCCAGCUCCAGGACGUGCUCUCCGGCUGUGUGCUACGCUUGGAGCCGAGCGACUCAUCAUUAGCGAGCACUCACGCAACGAUCUCUUCCAGAAGAUCCUGCUGAAUGUCAGCGCCGAUGACAUACACUAUGCCCUCCGUGUGGGCGAGGUGAACUGAAAUUAUUCUCUGGACAAUUCUGAAUAGGGUUUUAAGUUUGAUUUUGAUUAUUUACGUUUGAAAAAGAUAUUAGUUUUAAGUUUUUUAGUUAAAGUUCAUUCUUCAUUUCAAGUAUUCUUUGUCUAGGUUUAUUUAACACUCACAUCGACUCAUUCACGACUCCCUGUUUCUAGCUCAAUCGAUCAAUCCACAUAUAUUGUAUUAAUUCUUAAAUUAAUUCCUAUUUUAAGCGUCAUUUUUAAACAAUUUAAAGUACAAACUCGUUACUAAAAAGACCAAAUAAAACACCAGCACAGUGUAA